Manis pentadactyla (Chinese pangolin) is the source of this 7434-nucleotide messenger RNA. It is a transcript of the gene TBC1D5, whose product is annotated as TBC1 domain family member 5. The record is from RefSeq and is a predicted model, not a curated record. The transcript is spliced from 21 exons. Gene Ontology annotation, biological process: activation of GTPase activity. Gene Ontology annotation, molecular function: GTPase activator activity. Bases 1474 to 3948 code for a protein of 824 amino acids. Lineage: Eukaryota; Metazoa; Chordata; Mammalia; Pholidota; Manidae.
CUCCCUUUGACUGAUUUCGGUUUUUAGAGGUAUUUUGCCCUGGGAUUUCCUCUCCCUGGACUUACCUCUGUCAUAGUUGGCAGGGCUCCUCUGAACCCGAAAUCUGUCAUAAUGGGUGUGACCUUUGGGUGGGCCACCCCUAGAAAUGAUGGGGAGAAGUAGUGCUCACGCCGAGGGACGUGUGUCUACACUCGUGUGGUCGUGGAGGCACUACUACCCUUGCUAGCUGUGCCAACCCUGGCCUGUGGCCUGAGUCUAAGGCUACUGCUUCUGCCACUGCUGCUGCUCCUGCUGCUGGCUGGAGCCUGGUCACAACUAUGGAAAGGAGCAGAGGUCCGGGUCACUUUGAUAGAGAAGCAACUGGCUGCUGUGUACCACGCCUUGCUGGCUAUGGAGCCCAUUGCCAGAACAGCUCCGACCAAGGUAAUAACCAACUAUCCCAUCACGGGAUGGGUGAGAGACUGGACCCAAAGGCCACAGAGUGCUGUGGCACAGACACCUACUGUAUAUCAUGUGACUUGCCAUUUGCCUUUGGCAUCCCCAGGGAAUGAUGAAGCAGACGCAUUGGCCCAGGUUCACUGGCUAGAAGGAAAGCCUGCCUCUGAUGUGGCUCAAUGGCUACUUCAGUGUCUGUUGCACGUGGGGCAAAAGACAAUGUGGGCUGUAGCCCAUCAGUGGGGCUUGCCAUUGUCCUUUGAAGAAGUCAGCUGAGCCCGAAAGGAGUGCCCUGCACAUUGUGCAGAUCAACAAACCACCAAGAGGGGCCUAGAGCAUCUCUCUGCAGCCUAUGGCCAAUUGCUGGUGAUUGAGAGCAAAUAAGGCACCCACUUUAUUGGACAUGCAUUGCAAGGAUGGGUGCAGCAAUUAGGAGUAAAAUGGAUGUGGCCCUGGACAUUUCGACACAUGGACCGGCGAUCGCUGGCUCUUCUGGCACCUUGGGGAAAAGGCCUGGAAACUGGUCUCCUAUGUAUUCCUGGAAUAACAGAAAAGUGGCCCCCCACAUCAUGGUUAUUUGCUUCUACAGUCCGUGUGUCCUGGAUGCGCCCCUUGGCUGCAGCUGCCAUGUGAUAGCUGGAAUGGAUGAGCUUUGGACUUAAUCUGCGUGGGACUUUGAACCUAGCUGAAUCCUCUGGCUUGAGAAUUAUCAUGAUUGUGUUGCUGUUGUCAAGAAAAAAAUGCUUAAAGAGAGGUCUGACUUUGUCUAAUGUUUAGUAAAAGUUUUGUGAGCAAUCUAGCAUAGUUGUUAGGAAUGAGUAAACAAGUGUAGAAACAUUUUGUGCAUAGUGAGACAUUGUGCUGUAAAGUACAUUUACUCAAUCUGCAUAGGCUGAAUCCUCUGGCUUGAGAAUUAUCAAGAUUUUAUUGCUGUUGCUAUUGCAUGUUACUAGAUUGGUCGAAAGAGGGGGAACAAGUAAAUUGUAAGGCAAGAUUUUUGGAGGGGUGGCCUGUGGGUAAAAUUGUAACAUUUCCAGAAUGUCUCACCUGGCUUUAAUUCAUCUGCAUAUCAAUAGGCUUUCAGAGGUGGAAAGAAGUAUGGCUUUAGUGCAUUUGCCUCUUCCUCAGGGGUGGAGAGAAGUUCAUCUCCAUAUCAGAGAUUCAAAUAAAAAUGGAAGAAGAACAAGUUCUACUUUAGAUUCUGAUGGGACUUUUAAUUCCUAUAGGAAAGAAUGGGAAGAACUAUUUGUAAACAACAAUUACUUGACAACAAUAAGGCAGAAGGGGAUUAAUGGGCAGCUGAGAAGCAGCAGGUUCCGAAGCAUUUGCUGGAAGCUAUUUCUUUGUGUGCUUCCUCAAGAUAAAAGUCAGUGGAUAACUAGAACUGAAGAAUUAAGAGCAUGGUAUAGCAGCGUUAAAGAAAUACACAUCACAAACCCAAGAAAGGUUGUUGGCCAGCAAGACUUGAUGAUCAAUAAUCCCCUUUCACAGGAUGAAGGGAGUCUUUGGAACAAAUUCUUCCAAGAUAAAGAACUUCGAUCAAUGAUUGAACAGGAUGUCAGAAGAACGUUUCCUGAAAUGCAGUUUUUCCAACAAGAAAAUGUGAGAAAAAUUCUUACAGAUGUUCUUUUCUGUUAUGCUAGAGAAAACGAGCAGUUGCUUUAUAAACAGGGCAUGCACGAGCUGUUAGCACCUAUAGUCUUUAUCGUCCACUGUGACCACCAAGCUUUUCUUCAUGCCAGUGAGUCUGCACAACCAAGGCAAGAAAUGAAAACUCUUUUGAACCCUGAGUAUCUGGAACAUGAUGCCUAUGCGAUGUUCUCCCAGCUUAUGGAAACUGCUGAACCUUGGUUUUCUACUUUUGAGCAUGAUGGUCAAAAGGGAAAAGAAACACUGAUGACUCCCAUCCCCUUUGCGAGACCACAGGAUUUAGGGCCAACAAUUGCUAUUGUUACUAAAGUCAACCAAAUCCAGGAUCAUCUGCUGAAGAAACAUGAUAUUGAGCUUUACAUGCACUUGAACAGACUAGAAAUUGCACCACAGAUAUAUGGGUUGCGGUGGGUCCGGCUGCUCUUUGGACGAGAGUUCCCCCUGCAGGAUCUUCUGGUUGUCUGGGAUGCCUUGUUUGCAGACGGCCCCAGCCUCAGUUUAGUUGAUUAUAUCUUCAUAGCCAUGCUACUCUACAUCCGAGAUGCUUUGAUCUCUAGUAACUACCAGACGUGUCUUGGCCUUCUGAUGCAUUACCCACUAAUUGGGGAUGUACACUCACUGAUUCUUAAGGCUCUGUUCCUUCGAGAUCCAAAGAAAAAUCCAAGACCAGUGACUUAUCAAUUCCAUCCAAAUUUAGAUUACUACAAAGCACGGGGAGCAGACCUCAUGAAUAAAAGCCGGAUCAAUGCCAAAGGUGCUCCCCUGAACAUAAAUAAGGUCUCUAAUAGCCUGAUUAAUUUUGGAAGAAAGUUGAUGUCUCCAGCAACGGUCGCAGGCAGUGUGAGUGGCCCAGUGCCAGGAGGCAGCAGCGGGAACUCGUGCAGCUCCUGCACUGCUGGGGUUCCCACCAGGACCUUCGCAGAGGCCCCCCAGCACCACUCACAGCAGCAGCAGAGGCUGAUGAAAUCAGAAAGCAUGCCGGUGCGGCUCAACAGAGGAGAUGUAGUUACAGGAAGCGAUGCUCAGGUUUCUGUUCCAGUCCAGACUCUAACUGACCUCCCAGGACAAAGUUCUAAAAACAUCAGUUCAUCUCCAAGCAUUGAGAGUCUGCCUGGAGGAAGAGAAGCCACUGGCUCCCCACCUUCAUCUGCUAUGAAAAAGGAUUCCUUUUUUAGCAACAUCUCUCGUUCCCGCUCACACAGCAAAACUAUUGGCAGAAAAGAGUCUGAAGAAGAACUAGAAGCCCAAAUUUCCUUCCUUCAAGGACAGUUGAACGACCUGGAUGCCAUGUGCAAAUACUGCGCGAAGGUGAUGGACACUCAUCUAGUAAAUAUUCAAGAUGUGAUAUUACAAGAAAGUUUGGAAAAAGAAGAUCAAAUUCUGGUUUCCCUGGCAGGACUAAAGCAGAUCAAAGACAUUCUCAAAGGUUCCCUGCGUUUCAACCAGAGCCAGCUGGAGGCUGGGGAGAACGAGCAGAUCACCAUCGCGGACGACCACUACUGCUCCAGCGGGCAGGGCCAAGGCCAGCGCCAGGGCCGCCCGAUGCCCAGCGCCGCUGAGCAGGCCCCUCCCGAGAUGCCAGGGCACACAUGCCCCAGGAGCUCAGAAGGCUUCGUCCUGGUUUCCAAGGAAGAUGAGAUGGGCAGUGCCAGGGUGCCCCUCCCGGGCCAGGCCCAGCUGCUCCGCACCUUCAGAAGCACAUCUGGGAAGAGCGAGUCCCCUGCCCCCUCCCCGCUGGUGUUCUCUGACCCGCUGACGGGCCCGGCCUCGGCGUCCUCCAGCAACGCCAGCUCCAGCCCUGACGACGACAGCAGCCACAGCAGAGACUCCGGCUUCACCAUCGUGAGCCCCCUGGACAUCUGACCACAGCACCCAGCCUGCCCCGGUCUGAGGCUGCCCUGUGCAGACCCUCCUGAAACCAACACUUUGUUCCCAGAAUGCAGGCAGCCCUGGCGUGGCCCAUCAGACCUGGUCAGAAGCAGAUAGGGCCACAGAGCACACAGGCUGAUGUCCACAAGCACUGCUCGGCAGAGCUGGGGUGCACAGCCAGUCUCACACCCACCGUCACAGUCACCCCCCGAACCAUCAGAGUCACUCCUCUGUCCUCUCCUCCCCAGCUGAGUGUGGCCAUCCCAUGGAGCGUACGGAGAAGAAGGAAGAAGAGUUGGUUUCAAAUCUUCCCUCCCCCCAGAGCAUCAGGCACAGGAAAACUGAUAUCAAAACACUUUCUGGAAAUCUGUAUCUCAGCCUAUCUCAUUCCUCUCAGAAAGCCAUACAGCCAAAUACAACAGAACAACCUGGAAAAACCCAUUAUGGGCCUCUCCAAAACUUCAAAUGAUCUUUAGAAGUGGGGUCAAAGCUUAGGUUUCAUAUUUAGGUGUGAUGUGGUUUGGCUGUUUCCAUUUGUUAAAGAACAUGCUUCCAAGUCCCUGGCUGGAUCACUCUGGCCUUCGCUGGCCCCUUAAACAAUUGCUUUUCGCCUUGUAGCAUCUUUCACAGCCAGGAAACAAGGUCACUUUAAGCAGACCUUUGCUGCACUGGUUUUAAUAGUUUUAAGACUUAUUAUUUCUUAAAUUAGCAAAUGUGAACCUGAUUUUACAGGAGAAACAUUUUUUAGACACUUGAUUCUCUAGCAAAGUUUCUGUAGUUUGGGGGCUGUACUCACCUGUCAACUGAAGAGUAAAGGGAAAACCCCAGCUCCUUCCUUUCUAGAGUCAGGGCUCCCAGUGACUUAAAGGUAACAGUAACAGGGAUUAGACCUGGCGUCCCUUCUCUGGGAGCAGGGCUUCCUGAAGAACAUUCCAGAUGCCAGGAGGAUGUGGGAUUUCUGCACAGCCUUCCCCUGCUGGGGAUCGCAGGAACUGGGGUGUGAGCUCAGCUGUGCACCGUGUCCGAGGCACCACUGCCAGAGCGAGACCAGACCUGCCACGCCACUGCCUUUCUGGGCUCCCACGCAGAACAGAGGCCUCCCCUUGGCAGUUGUCAGCAUAGGGAACCCCGAUGGCACAAAGCCUCACAUGAGCGACUUCUCUCCUUAAGGACGAGGGCCCUGAAAAGAACACGUGUCUCUCCUGAGCAGGAGUCCCAGCCACUGUGCACAUUUUGCCUCCAUCUGAGGUGAGCAGCCCUUGCCCUGGGGCGGCUGCUCCUUUGGGCUCUCCUCCGAGGAUGGCAAGGCCCCUAGGCAGUGGAAGCUUCCAUGGCCACAAGCGAAAAGCUAAGUGUGUGGGAAUAGACAUCUUUCCAUGCCUCCCACUGAUAACCACGUAUUUCUCUAGACAUAUGUGGUAAUGACCAUUUCCCACUUGUUCUCCAAGAAAACAGAGAUGACUCAAGCCAGCUACUGCAGAGAGAGGUCCAAUUAGCUCCGCAGUCAGUUCUGAGCCCCUAGCAGGGAAAUCUAACACAUCCGCGUGUAAGGUGAGCAGUAACUCUGGUUUUGCUCGGAUGACAGGGUCGUUUGGCCUUCCACGGUGGCUCGCUGUGCACCGACCUGCCCUCUGGCCCCUGACUCUCAGUGCUCUGCUCAGCGCCUGCAGGGGGAACUCCCUGAGUAAGUGGCUGCCAAGCGCAUGUCCCCUUGACCACACCUUACGAGCACCCCUGGUCCUCACAUGUGAGCGGCCCGCAGCCCCGCAGGUUGCAUUCCUUUGUCUAAAGGGCCUGGCUUUGGACAGUGUUGGCUAUGGCAGUGCUAAAAAAGUAUGGAGCCGCCCUUGCUGGGCUCCAGCAGAGGCUGGAAGGGCCCGGGGGCUGUGUGUCCCCGGGCAGCUGGGCUACUUUCUUCUGCUCUGCAUUUCCUGUGCACUGAGCCAGAAUCACGGGAGCCCAGCCCCUGACCACAUGGGAGCCGCCAGACCCCCACCACCCCCACAAGGCUCAGCUCGCCCCCUCCUGUUGGUCUCACUGACCUACCAAUGCCUGGAGUGGCCCCGAAUCCUGGGCUGCCGCGCCAGAGCCACAUGAGAACCAGUGGGUCAGUACCGGGUGCUGCCGCACAAGUCAACGGGCUGCCCGCUGCCCAGAGGAGAAACACAUGGGUGAACAGGCCACAGUGCCAUGCUCAGUCCUCAGGGUCACGGGGUUUGGGAGCUGUAUUACUGUCUUACCUUGAAGCGACUAUUUUUUAUUCUUCAUAGCUGAAUAUUGUUUGCAUUUUUAUUAGCUACAGAGUUAUCAAAGCAUAUGUGUUCCUCCUUUUUAUUAUCUUAUCAGGUACUUAUGUUUAAUUGCACAUUUUUAAAAAUCCUGAAUAUAUGAAACCUUUUGGUUUUUUUAACAAAUGUAGUCAGUUGAACCCUCUUGCAUUUUGAUUAUUAGCAGUUAUAUAUUUUUUAUAUACAAAAAGCUUAGAUUAAUUCUAUCAUCUACUUUUUUAUACACAUGUUGUGUUUCAUGCAUUCCUCUCUGAUCUGUCUGAAAAUCUGAGUUGCAUUUAUUUCGGUCCCUUAUGUAAGAGAGUCACAGAUUAGAGAAAAACAGUCUUUAUGACUGUGCCUUACCUUGUGCAUAUGCCAACGGGUCUUAGAAUACUUCAGCAUUUAAUUAUACUGGUUGAUUCUUCCAAAGAUGACCUGCUAGUGUUCACUGCUAACUGCAGUGUAAGAAAUAAUAUUACUGCAGAGUGAAUGCGACUGAAACCAAGAACUCCCUGUGAUCUGCCUUCUCUGCAUCAACGGAGCUGAAUCUCGUGCAUCAGGCCUUCAGGAUUUGAUUACCCACCGUUAAUGAAAAACACUCCUCACCUUUGUCAGAGAUGACGGAUAUAAACUCUGUGAUGUGUUGUAUCUUAAUGAUCACCUGCCAGAGAAGGCUCACAUGUAUUAUUUUUGUUUUCAUUUUAUUGUUUCUUUAAGAAGCUGCCCCCAGGGAUCAUUAGAACAAGAGUGUGUGGAGGCCCCAGCCGGCGCCCUGAGCAGCUGUCCUGUGGAGCCGGGCCACCCCAUGCCUGCACCCCUGCUUGCCCCGGCAGGUGCAGGGACUUAGGGAAUCUGCGGGAUGGGGAGGGGCCCGGACAGCACCUGACAGGCAGGCUUCCUUCUGGCAGGCCAAAACCGCUUCCUCUGCAUUACGGUCAAAAGCUCCCUUUUUAUAGUGUUAAAAAAAAUGCAAAGUUGCUGUAAACAGGUUUGAAACCACUUUGAUGUGAAAGUUGUCAUAAUACUCUUUCUCAUGAUGGCACAAUUCAUUUGAUUUAUGGAAUACUGAGUUGUGCCAUUUAUAUCCUGUUGCUUUUUUCUCAUUCAGCCUUAUGCUGUAACUCAUGUUGAUUUAAGAAAUGACUUACCCUUUUGGCAGAGUGAUCCCAUUCAAUACAGUUAUAAUAAAAGACUAAUGUGAAACUGAGAA